Messenger RNA from Theobroma umbraticum, 1324 nucleotides. RefSeq names its product zinc knuckle (CCHC-type) family protein. NCBI's taxonomy places the organism in Eukaryota, Viridiplantae, Streptophyta, Magnoliopsida, Malvales, Malvaceae. The record is from RefSeq and is a predicted model, not a curated record. Gene Ontology annotation, molecular function: zinc ion binding; nucleic acid binding.
GUCCUAAGUGGGUCUGAUAUCGGACGUAGCAAUAACCGUGGGCGGGCAACCGAAAACAUUAAACAGUAACAUCUUUACCUGGGUGCCACGUGUCCAAUGUUCAAAAGAUUAGGACAAGCCUCGAUCUCUUUAAUUUUAGCCUAUCAGAGAUACUAAUCUGCAAACUCAAGCAAGCACCCCCUCUCCAUCGGAGAAAAGGAUAUCUCGGGGUUCGCACGGGAAUCGCAUCUGCUUCAAAGCUCCGUCGACGACUGGGAAGUGCAGCUUUGUUGGUGGUGGGGUGUUAAUUAGUAGAUUUGUGCUGGUUGGUGUGUCUAUUAGAAGGUUUGAACAUGAGUUCUCACAGCAGAAGCAGUAGCAGGAGCAGAGGCCUGAGUCGAAGUAGAAGCAGGAGCCCACGAGAUCGCAGGAUUCGAUCUCACCGAUUUUCACACCGAGAUGCUCCGUUUAGGAGGGAGUCACGUCAUGGCUUCAGCCAAGGCAAUCUGUGCAACAACUGCAAGCGGCCUGGUCAUUUUGCAAGAGAAUGCGUUAAUGUUUCUGUUUGCAAUAACUGUGGUCUUCCUGGGCACAUUGCAUCCGAGUGCACUACACAGGCACAAUGUUGGAAUUGUCGAGAGCCAGGGCAUGUGGCCAGCCACUGUCCCAAUGAGGGCAUCUGCCACUCAUGUGGCAAGACUGGACACCGUGCCAGAGACUGCCCCAAUCCCCAAAUGCAAUCCGGAGACAUGAGACUCUGCAACAACUGCUUUAGGCCAGGGCAUAUAGCUGCUGACUGCACAAAUGAUAAAGCAUGCAAGAACUGCCGGAAAACGGGUCAUAUAGCUCGUGAUUGUCACAGUGAUCCUGUUUGCAACUUGUGCAACAUAUCUGGCCAUGUCGCUCGGCAAUGCCCAAAGGGCCAUAUUCUUUCUGAUAGGGGUGGUGGCAGCCGGAACAAUGGUUAUCGUGAUGUGGUCUGCCGGAACUGCAAUCAAGUGGGACAUAUCAGCAGGGAAUGCAGGGGUGCCCCUAUCAUCUGCCACAAUUGUGGUGGCAGGGGACACAUGGCAUACGAGUGCCCAUCCGGCAGGCUGGCCGACCGUGGAUACCGUCGAUACUGAAACAUAAGUUAGGAUUACUGUUUUUUCAAGGAUAGGAGCUUGUACUACACGGAGAGCCUGAGUUUUUUAACAGUCUUUAAGUUUACAGGAGUUUGAACUGUGGCCUUGGGUCAUUUUAAAUCUUCCAAAAGAGUGGUUAUUUGGUUCUGAAUGUCUUGUUUUUGUCUGCGAAAACGUUUUUAGACUUGAAAAUGUGAAUGCUCAGACCUCAAUUUGUCUUC